Molecule: messenger RNA, 4378 nt
Organism: Amblyraja radiata (thorny skate)
Lineage: Eukaryota; Metazoa; Chordata; Chondrichthyes; Rajiformes; Rajidae
Gene: srsf11
Product: serine and arginine rich splicing factor 11
Exons: 11
Coding region: 2511-3689 (392 amino acids)
Cellular component (GO): nucleoplasm
Molecular function (GO): RNA binding
Source: RefSeq, a predicted model, not a curated record
GGCCUCCACUGCCUUCUGUGGCAAAGAAUUCCACAGAUUCACAACUUUGUUUUUUCACCCAGACAGUAAUGCACGUCUUUAAUUUGUAAACAGCACCAAUGAUGUAUAUGCAAUGAGGUAGUAUAUAAGAAUAAACAACUUGCAAUAAUGUUGAAUGACAAUUGUCUCAACGUAAUUGGAAUUUACCCACCUUUGUCUUUUUUUGAAUGUGUUAUAAUUUAGUAACACAUAUGGCGAAAUAUCUGAAGAAGGGUCUCGACCCGAAACGUCACCCAUUCCUUCUUUCCAGUGAUGCUGCCUGUCCUGCUGAGUUACUCCAGCAUUUUGUGUCUACAUUUAAAUUCAAACUAUAUCAUAAAAACAAGUAAUAUCAAACCUGUUGAAACAAGUUCUUAUUUUGCCAGAAACCCCCCAAUUAAAAGUAGAAAUACCAUUCCUUCUUAUUUGUGGUAUUAUAUUUGUGGGAAUAAAUUAUACUGGUAGAGAUUUAUUAUUAAUGCAGUAUACCAAGGGUUUUUAAUGGGAUGGGGUAAAAAAAUAUAUAGAUUUUUAAAAAAGUUGGUUAAUCCACCUUUUUGUGUGUUUUAGCAAUGGUGGAGUUGUCUUUUUUAAAUAACCAUAUUGUUUCAUUUAAAAAAAAUACCCAGACCAUCAUCCAAAAUAAUAAAUUCUUCUCUCUGUUAUUUGUGUGUGUGAUUUUUAUAGUGGAGAAGGCAAUUGCAGAGCCCCUUCCCUGAUGACUGAAAAAGUGGGUCCUCUGCAGCGACAGGGGAUUCUAGGCAAUUUACAAAAGGCCAGCAAGCAUAAGAGUCCCCACGUGUUGUCCUGUUAUAAACAUUUGUUCUUGUUAACUACCUUUUCUCUUUACUGUUUCUAUAUUUCUAGGCUUUGAUGUUAUCCAGUUUAGAUUUUAUGAAGGAAAGAAUUCAGCAGAUUUAAGAGGACAGGCUAAAGGAGAAAUGAGCUUAAAGGGGAUAGUGUACUAUAGAGUAGGUAAUUUUGGCAUAUUCUAUUUCCAUUUGUAGGCAUCUGGAAGUUCAUUGGUAACAAUUACAUUUAUGAAUCAAAUUACACACCAGGAAUGGCAACACAAAGCUGUGUAUGCCAAAAUGACUUGCUUUGUGGUAUCUGAAAUUACACAGUGUACUCCACAGAACUAUUCUUUAACAUUUUCUUGUGAAGCUGCAGACAAGUUGAUGCUUCAAACUGAGUACUAAUUUUAGUUUUUAAAUAUUUAUUACACAUGGUGUCCAAAAAUACUUCACUGUUAUGUGUAAGCUUAUACCCGUGCUAAAUUUGAUGCAUUAAACAAAGCUUAUUGAAAAAUAAUUGGAUUAGGACAAAAGUGUUUCUGUUGCAAAACUGUAUUAAAAGCCUUUUUUAAAAUGUAGGUAACUUGAAUAACUGAGAAAGCAUACUGUUGUUUCCUCAUCAUGGAAUUUCAACUUCUCUGGAGUACUAUGCAGGGAUUUUUAUUUGCAUGUUUUAAUUUCUGUGGGAUUGUAAUUUGCACUGUAAUGAAGAUCUCAAUUUAGUUCAAACAAGAAACACGGUAAGCAAGUAAUACCUGCAAAUCCCUGCUGAGCUUGAGAAAGGACUUGCAGCGUCAGAACUCUUAUUUACUGAUAGACAAUGGCUGUCAGUUGUCUUUCAUUCUUUUGCCUAUUUUCCUUUUCCCCUUUUCUUUGUUUUUCCCUCCUGUGAAAAUAGUCUUUCAUCUGAGUAUGAACACCAAAGGUACAAAUGAACUGCGUAAUAUUAUACAUUUAAAAGAUGAGCCUUUAUUGCUGACAGUUGGUAGCAUCAGAGUGAUGUAAACAACCCAGAUAUCUCUAUACUAAGUGCAUUCUGUUAAUUUUAUCAGCACCGCUCAGUGCAGAAAGUGGAACCAUUGCCUUUGUUUAACAGUGGUUUUUCUUUUUUUGUUGUUGUGUUUUACAGUUCUUUUCCCUGGUUCAGCCAGACCUAUUUACCAGGCCCUGCUGAAAAUACCACCCAACAGUUUUGCCUUCUGCAGCUAAUCCAGUUUCUCUUAAGUGUCCUUUACUUGUUGUAUGUUUUCUUGCCGAGGUGCCACACAGUAUCUUAUACAUGCAGUGCUGAUUACUGUUAUCUGUAAAGGAUAGAAAUGCAGUUGGUGUGUAUAUAUAUUUACAGAAUGUCACUCUUGAUUGUGGGGCAUUGGGGCACAGUGGCAAAUUAAUAUCUAGUAACAUUGCAAAAAAAAAAUUGGUUCACUUGCACAAAGUAGCAUUUAAUAUAUAAUGAGCAGUAUGUUUCAGCUUGUUCAUGAAUUUCUCCUGUCUAAUGGUAAGUUCUAAACAAGUCAUAGUGAACUUUUUCAUGAUUUUGGUCCCUAAAUCAUAAACUUUUUUUGUCUUGUGUAUCUUGAUUUUUCUGUGUGCUUUAUAGUGAAGCAGCCGACACGAGUCGCUUGUUCAUAAAACAUCUUUUGAAAAGUUGAGAGCACAACCCCUGGAGAACCGACUGUGCUUGCUUACGUUUGGUUCAUGACUAAAAAAUCGAGUACAGGAGUCAUUCCUGAUGAAUCUAAGGCUUUGUCUCUGUUGGCACCAGCUAAUGCAGUGGCAGGUUUGCUGCCUGGAGGUGGACUUUUGCCAACACCAAAUCCUCUUGCGUCACUCAGCGGCGUUCCUUUGGCUACUCUCGGGAAUGUUAAUCCCGGCUUGGACCCUACCCUUGCUGCACUUGGACUGCCAGGAGCAAACUUAAAUUCCCAGGUUACAGCAGAUCAGCUUUUAAAACUCAUCACUCAAGUUGAUCCAAAGUUAAACCAUGCUUCUGGUGCCAUUGUGAGCCCAGCCCUGAAAUCUGACACUUCUUCCAAAGACAUAGAAGAAGCAAUGAAAAGGGUUAAAGAAGCCCAGUCGCUGAUCUCAGCGGCCAUAGAAACCGAAAAAAAGGAUGACAAAAGGAAACAUUCUAGAUCGCGAUCUCGUUCACGCAGGCGGCGCUCUCGUUCCCGUUCAAGGCACAGGCGUUCCAGAAGUAGAUCUAGAAGACGUUCACAUUCAAAGUCAAGGAGCAGGCGACGAUCACGGAGUCCGAGACGAAGAAGAUCUCGUUCAAGGGAGCGAAGGAGAUCUCGAAGUGUAUCAAAGUCAAGGGAAAAAAAGAAAGAAGAGAAGAAAAGAUCCAAAACCCCCCCGAAAAGCUACAGCACAGCCAGGCGAUCACGCAGCCCCAGCAGAGACAGAGAACGAGAGCGAGAAAGAGAACGAAGACGUAGAAGAACUAGAUCAAUUACCAGAUCUCCAAAGAAGUCAAGAUCACCCAAGCGCAAACUGUCGCGGUCACCAUCUCCUCGAAGGCAUAAGAAAGAAAAGAAGAAGGACAAAGACCGGGACCGAAGCCGUGAAGUAGAGGAGAGGGAGAGGUCGUCUAGCAAAAAGAAGAGGAGCAAAGAUAAGGAGCGGGAGAAAGAGAGGGAAAAAAAGGCCGAAAGUGAGAAAGGAGAUGUGAAGGUGACAAGAGAUUAUGAUGAAGAGGAACAAGGAUAUGACAGUGAAAAAGAGAAAAAGGAAGAACAGAAUGUUUCUGAAUCUGGGACGUCCCCAAAACUGAAAGAGUUGGCACAAGCAACUGACAAGGGAAGCACAGAUAUUGUGAAAGAGUCAAAAGUCAAUGGUGACGAUCAUCAUGAAGAAGAUAUGGACAUGAGUGAAUAAAUUUAGUGUAAUCUGAUUUAUAUUCCUAAUGUGAAGUGAUUAUUUUUAGCAGUGCUUUCUGUCAGAAUUGAAGUGUCACCCUUCUAUUAUAUUUUCUACAGUUACAGAAAGUGGUGACCUUGGCACCUGGCUUCCAACGGUUUGUGAAAAAGGUGUACAGAUGACUUGGUUCAGGAAGUGAACUGCACUUCUUAUAGCAUCAGAUUGGUGUGCCAGUAAGAAGCUUUUUUUCUGAAAUGUAUGCAGGGAUCUCCUUUGACAAGAGUAGGAACCUCAGUAAUGUGUAUUUUUUGUUUAAAGAGACUCAACAAAUAUUGAUGUAGAUAGUUACAUAUCCUAUGAGCCUUGUGACUGUAGAUUUGAGUUCUGUAGUUUACUGUUUAUUUGGCUUUCUUAGUUUUAAGUGACGUCUGCUUUUUGUAUGUAUCUUUACGAAAUAAACUACUUUGGUAUUCCCUGCUCUUCAACUUAUCACUCGUGUAUCGCUCAUUGUUCACAAAGGGCAUCUGCCCCAACUGGAUUUGUUGUGCAACGUCAUGUGAGGGGGAAAAUAGUUUUCUUUACCUUGAUACCGACAGGUCUACCAGGUUAGCAAUUUAUGGCUGCAAUAUGUGCCAUGGUCUUGUACAGUUUAUGAAGAAAAUUUGUUUUACAUGUAGCUUUCAUAAUAAAAGCUAUUUUAAAGCCUG